CAGUGCUUUGAUACUGUAAAACAUGUGAUUGGACAUGUAUAGUUUUGUCAGCAGUCAUCGUUCAAGAUCCCAAGUUUCAGCUGUUUGGGGUAUUCGAGGACAUAAUGGAGCUAAGAAGUUGUGUUUCAGACAGUGGAUAUAUACAUGUAAAUGAGUCGACAGAGUUCAGCUGCAAUUCAUCAUUUGAUUCGAUGAAUGUUCACGGUCUGUCAACAGGUUUAUGCAUCAAUUACGGCCGGUGUACAAGUGGAUGGGACGGGUCCACAUUGCUCCUCCCUGCUACCAACCCUAGCGACCAGUGGUGUCCAGGUCAAACAUCCGAGGUGCAAGGGGCACAGUUGAGGCACCCCUAUGCCCAACCCAUUCCCCUCUACAACAACCCCAGUCAAGAAGUCACCGCUCCAGUGCAGAGACAAGAACAUGCCAAAUCUCAAAAGGUAACUAAAGCCUCUCAGCAAUGUUUAAGUACGCCUUCAAAUUACAGCCCCAUCACUUGGGUUCCGCCCCCAUCCACACCGACCCCACCGUCCGCUAAUAUUGUAGCUUCGUCACUGGAGUUAUUUCAGUGUAUUCUUGAAACUUCCACUGCAAGUAAAUUACAAGUCUCUGACCUAGUAGACACACGUGGAAGUCGCGUGUUUACAGCUACGGACAGUGUUUUCAACUCGGACGCAGCGUGUCUUCACACUCCAACCGUCCAGCUCGGCUCUAGUACACCUGGUUCCACCCGCAGAGGGACCUGCUCGGUACAGCAAAAACCUGGCAAAAUGCCGUGUGUCCACGAGGAGACAAGUAUCAUGGUGGACAAUCUUGCUGAUGAUGGUCGAGAGAAAACCCUGGUGACGGACUGGCCGAGAGAUAUACCUCGUCCGUACGUGGUGUUUCCAAGUAAGAACGUGUACGUUGAUGGGACAACUAUAGCCUCAUCAGUUGACAACAACAUCAUCAAAGAAACAAAAACCUCCGAGGCUAUCUCUAAAAAGAACUACAUCCUGAGGAGAAAUGAUAAAGGUGCAGUUAUUGUGACUUCGGGGACCAUGGAAACGCUGCAUAAAACAACCAAGUCAAAUGGUGAUAACAUUCGAUUGAACGACUCACAAAGGGACAUUGUUAGACGGGGUCCUUCAGAGAAGAAAGGUUUUAAGAGAAAAAGUGAUAUUUGCAGGGAUAAAGCUGGAAGUAAAAACCGAAAAGAGUCAUCUGAGAGAUCGAAAUCAGAUCGCAACCAAACUCCUCCGCCUAUCACCAGAACCACACAUCCCAAGGCACCAAUGAUACCGGGUACACCCCUCAUUGCUCCCCGGCCGCUCCUACCGUCCACUAUUAAAGCCAUCCCACUACAAACCAAACCUCUGGACUCCAGACCACUUUCUCCAAUAACACAUCUCACAAACACUGUGUUUAGUUCCGAUUCAAGACAUGUAGCCAUCCGUCCCCGUACAGUACAGAGCCUAAAUUCAUCCUCAACAAGUUUUGUGAGUUCUGGCUCAUCCACGGGCAAUUCAGCCACGGAUGUCCCAAUUCGACCCGUCCCCAUCACCGGCUCUUUGCGCCCGUGUCUCAGCUCAAAUCAACCCAGGUAUCUUCCAGUACAUUUCCCCUCGCGGCACAUGCUACCCAUUCCUAUUCCACAACUAGCCGCAUACACAGGGUCACCGUUGACAUUUAUUCACCCAGGAAUUCAUAUUAACUUUUCCAGUUCUCGCAAUCAACCAUACCCAACACUUACAAACUUACCUACAGUUGGACUACCAACAGUUCCUGUACCAUUUUUCAAGAGAACUCAUCCGUUUCCCAGCCUAAACAACGGUGUACCACCAGAUUCGUUAGCUCUCCGGCAGCGGUACUGCGAGGCGAUAGCCCCACCGUCAAGACGCCAAAGUCGCCGGCGGCGGCAGAGCUCGGGCGACUCGCAGCCCGCGGAGGAGGACGGACCGGAGGGCCAAAAAAUCCGGCGUAAGCAAGCUAACGCAAGGGAGAGAGACCGGGUAAACCACCUAAACUCCGGCUUUGAACAUUUGAGGACAGUCUUACCAUGGCUUCACCACGGUAGGAGGGUGAGCAAAGUUGACACUCUUCGGUCAGCCAUUGACUACAUUAACCAUUUGCAGAGAAUCUUAUGGGAAUCUGAUGCCACAUCUUACAUCACUGCACCAAGACCAGUUGGACCACCAAUGUCGACGACUGAUAUGUGUAAGUUCGUUCACCAUCACCACUAUCCACGGUUUGGCAUGCUACCGACAACCAUCACGUUUGGCGAGAGCGGUCAUAGAACGGCCGUCGACCCUGUGACGUGUAGGGGACUCGAACUCGGACAGCCGCCACCAGCUAAGAUACCAAGAUUCAGUGCGCCCCAUCAACUGUAUCCUCCGCGAUCCAACUAUUGGUUCAACAACCUCACCUUACAUGGACCUUUGCCGUUUCCAAAUGGGCCAAACAGCGAAAGUACUAGCCACGCCCCAACAAAUGAUGCGACCAAAAUGAGCGACACCAACAACAACGUAACGAACGCAGUGGGAAGGUGAAGAACCAAUCAGAAGUCUGCAAGCCACAGCAAUUUACAUAGUAUGAAUAUUCAUAUAUUGAUCUUUUUUCGAAAGUGCCCUUGAUUUUUUUCCACCAUCAAUCUUGAAAAGCAUCCAGACUGAAAAAGGGAAGAAUAACUUGUAUAUUAUUAUUUUACUUGUUGUAUUAAAUGUAUAUUAUUAUUUUAUCAGAUGAUGGAAUCUGAAGAAACAACAUUAUUUUGAUGUUAACAAGAAUACUUACAAUUUCAUUUCAGUUGGAGAUUGUUGUUUGUUACGAACUUUGUGAAAGUUGUAAAUUACACUCUUGAAAGUUGUUCAAAUCUAAAGCAUUAUCUACUAAUUAUUGAUUAACUAAAUUUCACAUGCGGUCCACCUGCUGUGGGAAAUUCCUAAAGAAUAGGUUUUCCCGGACGCUUUCAAACAAAACUCUCUCAAUAUUUACUUGGUAUUAUUCCAUUUUAUUGGAAUUAACGAGUGCCUUAAAGGCAAUGACAUUUUAGUUUCACUUUAAACAACAACCGAAGAAAUUGUUCAGUUUGUUUGAGAGUAAGACAAAUUGUUCCUUUGGAUUUGAUCUUUAUACUUUAAAGGUAAAGGCCGGCUAUACUUUUGGUACUAAUUAUAUAAGAACAUCCUCACUUUGUUUCCCAGCAUAAUGCAUAAAAUCAACCCAUGAAAAUUGUUCAUCGAAGUUGAAGAAAAGAAUGACAGUAAAACAACUUUGUUGCAUAGAUUGUGUGCUUUCAGUCAGAUGCCCUUCAGAGGUUACUUUUUUCUAAAACUGCAUUUCUUUAAAGGGGGUCGUUUCUAACAAUUAUAGACCUUUUCGCAAAUACCGGGGCGCGCGCGUAAAGCUUGGAAUUAGGUGCAUUGUG
Molecule: messenger RNA, 3403 nt
Organism: Asterias rubens (European starfish)
Lineage: Eukaryota; Metazoa; Echinodermata; Asteroidea; Forcipulatida; Asteriidae
Exons: 4
Coding region: 105-2525 (806 amino acids)
Biological process (GO): developmental process; regulation of transcription by RNA polymerase II
Molecular function (GO): RNA polymerase II transcription regulatory region sequence-specific DNA binding; protein dimerization activity; DNA-binding transcription factor activity, RNA polymerase II-specific
Source: RefSeq, a predicted model, not a curated record